CGUGAGGGAGGAAGGCCGGCAGGCAGGCAGGCAGGCAGGCAGGCAGGCAGGCAAGCGGGAGCGCUGCGGGGGAGCCCUUCCUUCCUUCCUUCGGAGAUGGGCGUCCCGAAGCCCAGGCCGGCCUCCCCGCGCUGAGCCGACCCCGAGGGGCCAUGGCCGUGGCCAGCACUUCCAGGGACCCCUUGGGCCCCGAGGUCAGCGACGAGGCCGUCCGGAGCACCUGCGACGACGCCUCCCAGUGCAAGCGGUACGCUGUCAACAUGGGCUACUGGAAGGAUCCUUACAUACAAUAUUUUGUAAGGCAACCGAAAGAAAGGAAGGCACCAGAAAUCAGUCGAGGAUAUUAUGCCCGUGUCGAAGGAGUUGGCCGUUUGCUAAAGGCUUUCUUACAGAGAACCCUGUGCAACUGCCAAAUCAUCAACCUUGGGGCUGGCAUGGACACCCUUUUCUGGAAAUUAAAGGAUGAGGAUCUGCUUCCUGAGAAAUACUUUGAAAUUGACUUUCCAACUAUAGUCACAAGGAAAAUCCACACCAUCAAAUCCAAGCCUGCCCUGUCAAUACCAAUCAUGGAGAGCCAUUCAGGGGAGUCUCUCUUUAUAGAGGGCCACAGCCUGGACUCCACCCACUAUGCCAUCAUUGGCACAGACCUCCGCGAACUUCCGAAGCUAGAGGAAACACUGAAGAAAUACAACCUGGACCCACAGCUACCCACGCUCCUGAUGGCCGAAUGUGUGCUGGUUUACAUGGCCCCCGAACACUCGGACGCUCUCCUCAAAUGGGUAGCCGACGUCUUCCCAACCGCAAUGUUCAUAAACUACGAGCAGGUGAACAUGAGCGACCGCUUUGGACAGAUUAUGAUUGAUAACCUUCAGAGCCGGAGGUGCAGCCUGAUCGGGGUGGAAGCCUGCCUGUCACUAGACACUCAGAAGGAGCGCUUCCUGCAGAACGGCUGGGAGAUGGCACACGCCAUGGACAUGGUGGAAGUCUACAAUGCCCUGCCAUCUGAUGACGUCAAACGGAUCGAGGCCAUUGAAUUCCUGGACGAGAAGGAACUUCUGGAGCAGCUCAUGCAUCACUACUGUCUCUCCUGGGCUGCCAAAGACACCCAGGAUUUGGGUCUCUUGGACAUCACCCUAUAAUGCCUUUUGUGCCACUUGAAGCCGAUGCUCCUCCUUCACUGACAGCACUUUUGGGGAAAAAAACCUACAGUGGGGCCUUUUCAGGUGCAGCCCUCUCACUCACUUCCGCACUGAAACACCCGGCAGCCCCAUUUUUGUGUCUGAACAAAAGGACCGUUUUUUGGUUGGCAGCCGAGGUCCAGAAGAGGCUCUCUUGCAAGGACCUGUAGGAUGUUUUUUCUAGUUUCUCUCUUGUUUCCUUAAGUUAUUAUUGUGAAGUGAAGUGUGAGCAAAAGGAGGAACUGGUGUCCAUGUCUCACUGAAGAGUGGACUGGGAGGAGCAGAAGGGUCCGUUGAGUGGCAUGGCUGCCCCAGGGCAGCCAUGUUGGGUCCAUCCCCCCUCUGUGUGCCUCUGGCCAGCCAUCGCAAGGAAGGACAACCCCAUUCUCCUGCUCUUCACCAUUUGGCGUUGGACCAGGACUCUCCCUCUAUCCUCAACCGCCCUCUCCUCCGGCCUCUCCAUCAGGGGUUAAUAAACAGUGGGUUUUUUGUAA
Anolis sagrei ordinatus is the source of this 1672-nucleotide messenger RNA. RefSeq names its product leucine carboxyl methyltransferase 1 (gene LCMT1). Lineage: Eukaryota; Metazoa; Chordata; Lepidosauria; Squamata; Anolidae. Gene Ontology annotation, cellular component: cytosol. The record is from RefSeq and is a predicted model, not a curated record. Gene Ontology annotation, molecular function: protein C-terminal leucine carboxyl O-methyltransferase activity. Gene Ontology annotation, biological process: C-terminal protein methylation.